CCAGAAUCCUUGGAGAAGGAGGGGCGCUUUCAGGCGUUCUUUGCGCAGUGUGGUGUGGAAUCUUUAGGCAACGUGGUGUGGUUCUUUGCAAGAAGGCGUGCUGCUUUGUGCUUGGCCCGCUGCGGCCUUGCGGACCUUUCGGGCCGAAAGUUUGAUUUCUUUUCACUGAUAACAGAGCUCGCGGCGGGCCGCUCAGGGCCCUAAUCCGGCCUCACCAUGUUGGUGCUAUUUGAAACGUCUGUCGGCUACGCCAUCUUUAAGGUUUUGAAUGAGAAGAAACUUCAAGAGGUUGAUAGUUUGUGGAAAGAAUUUGAAACUCCAGAGAAAGCAAAUAAAAUAGUAAAGCUAAAACAUUUUGAGAAAUUUCAGGAUACAGCAGAAGCAUUAGCAGCAUUUACAGCUCUGAUGGAGGGCAAAAUCAAUAAGCAGCUGAAGAAAGUUCUGAAGAAAAUAGUAAAAGAAGCUCAUGAACCCUUGGCUGUAGCUGAUGCUAAACUAGGAGGGGUCAUAAAGGAAAAGCUGAAUCUCAGUUGUAUCCAUAGUCCUGUUGUUAAUGAACUUAUGAGAGGAAUUCGUUCCCAGAUGGAUGGAUUAAUCCCUGGAGUAGAACCACGUGAAAUGGCAGCUAUGUGUCUUGGAUUGGCACACAGCUUGUCCCGAUAUAGAUUGAAAUUUAGUGCUGAUAAAGUGGAUACCAUGAUUGUUCAGGCAAUUUCCUUGUUAGAUGAUCUAGAUAAAGAACUAAACAACUACAUUAUGCGGUGUAGAGAAUGGUAUGGCUGGCAUUUUCCUGAAUUAGGAAAAAUUAUUUCAGAUAAUUUGACAUACUGCAAGUGUUUACAGAAAGUUGGCGACAGGAAGAAUUAUGCCUCAGCUAAACUUUCUGAAUUACUGCCAGAGGAAGUUGAAGCAGAAGUGAAAGCAGCUGCAGAGAUAUCAAUGGGAACAGAGGUUUCAGAAGAAGAUAUUUGCAAUAUUCUACAUCUCUGCACUCAGGUAAUUGAAAUCUCAGAGUAUAGAACCCAGCUCUAUGAAUAUCUACAAAAUCGAAUGAUGGCCAUUGCACCGAAUGUUACAGUCAUGGUUGGGGAAUUAGUGGGAGCACGGCUCAUUGCUCAUGCAGGUUCUCUUUUGAAUUUGGCCAAACACGCAGCUUCUACAGUUCAGAUUCUUGGAGCAGAAAAGGCACUCUUCAGAGCCCUCAAGUCUAGACGAGAUACUCCAAAGUAUGGACUCAUUUAUCAUGCUUCACUUGUAGGCCAAACAAGUCCCAAACACAAAGGAAAGAUUUCUCGAAUGCUGGCAGCCAAAACUGUUUUGGCUAUCCGGUAUGAUGCUUUUGGUGAAGAUUCCAGUUCUGCAAUGGGAAUUGAGAACAGAGCCAAAUUAGAGGCCAGGUUGAGGACCUUGGAAGAUAGAGGGAUAAGGAAAAUAAGUGGAACAGGAAAAGCAUUAGCAAAAACAGAAAAAUACGAACAUAAAAGUGAAGUGAAGACAUAUGAUCCUUCUGGUGACUCCACACUCCCAACCUGUUCUAAGAAACGCAAGAUAGAACAGGUAGAUAAAGAGGAUGAAAUUAUUGAAAAGAAGGCAAAAAAAGCCAAGGUUAAAAUUAAAGUUGAAGAAACCACAACAGUAGCAGCCGAAGAAGAGGAAGAAGAGGAAGAAGGAGUACUAGUGGUGGAAGAACAGGAGACAUCUGUGAAGAAGAAGAAGAAAAAGGACAAAAAGAAACACAUUAAGGAGGAACCACUUUCCGAGGAGGAACCGUGCACUAGCACAGCAAUUCCUAGUCCAGAGAAAAAGAAGAAAAAGAAAAAAAAGAGAGAUAAUGAGGACUAAUGGAAGGGAACCAUCUUUGAAUCACCUGGAUACAUCACACUUCAGUCAGGAAAUAUCAGAGAUGCUCUCCAAUUGAGAGAACAUUGGAUGAAACAAAGUGAUUGAUCAUCUAUAGCUUUCCAAACCUAUUUGUGUCUUGACACCAAUUCUGAUAAUUCGAUUAUGUUAUCAUUUCUUAGAGUCUUUGUUAUACAAAUAAAAAUAUUUUCUUUGUAUUUUGAGGCAGUUCUGUGAUCUCUGUAUUUUAGGUAGACAGCCUUGGCCCUUUAUUCUAUCUAGCAUUUGAUGGUUAUUGCUUUGAUAAUUAAAGCUGAGAAGUGAGA
This is a messenger RNA of Acinonyx jubatus (cheetah), 2165 nucleotides long. RefSeq names its product NOP58 ribonucleoprotein (gene NOP58). The record is from RefSeq and is a predicted model, not a curated record. Gene Ontology annotation, molecular function: snoRNA binding. Gene Ontology annotation, cellular component: box C/D methylation guide snoRNP complex; small-subunit processome. NCBI's taxonomy places the organism in Eukaryota, Metazoa, Chordata, Mammalia, Carnivora, Felidae. The transcript is spliced from 15 exons. Bases 217 to 1842 code for a protein of 541 amino acids.